Molecule: messenger RNA, 3064 nt
Organism: Sceloporus undulatus (fence lizard)
Lineage: Eukaryota; Metazoa; Chordata; Lepidosauria; Squamata; Phrynosomatidae
Exons: 4
Coding region: 473-1237 (254 amino acids)
Source: RefSeq, a predicted model, not a curated record
UAAAUAGAUGUGCACAAAGAGGCGUCUUGGUGAUCUUAGGGCUGGCCCAAUAAAAAGUAUAUCACUGUUUUGUGGAUUUUGGAUGAUGCAGUACUUUUCUAUAUGGCCUUGUCUACACUUGGAAGAAAUAUUUUGCAAAUACAGGUGUUCCAAAAUCCAAAAUAAUCUGAAAUGCCAUUGGAUAAGAGCGUUUUGGAUAAGGGAGACUCAACGUGUCAUGGCUGUGGCGGGCAGUUGUGGCCCCCUGAAUGUGUUUGGACCGUAUCUCCCAUCGUCCCCAGCCGGCCUAGCCAAGGGUGACGAAUUCUGAGAACAAUCUUGGUUAACUGUGAGAAAUAUCAUUGGUGCCUAUGCCAACAGAACAGUUAAGGCUUCCAUGCCCUGGCCCAGAGGUUCUCUGGCUGCAAUGGCCGCCCUGCUGCGCGCAAUCGCUCCCACUUGCGCGGCGCAGGAGGGAAACACAUAGCCUGUUAUGUCAGGGAGGCAGCCCAUUGAGCCCCGCCGUGGGCAAGUGCUGGAGAACCAGAAGAAAUAUCCAAGAGAAACAAAACCACAACCUGCCUACCGGACAAAUGUUGAGCUUCGACCAAGACUCCAACCUAUCCAUGAGCAGAUGGAGGAACUGUCAUUGUCCACCGUUUAUUUUCUGCUGGCAGCUCUGAUGCAGUGUUUGAGCUUGACAUGCCUCUGUGUGGCCGUUUCUAUGCUCAAGUGGGUCCUCGUGAUUCAGCCCGAUAACCUUUACCCAAGGGUUUCCAUUUCCAAUAACUUUGGGGUGCCCUUUGAGAUGGAUGUGAACAAAUUGGCAAACACCAGUACUCCAUUUGUGGGGAAAUUUUAUUUCUUCAGUGAGGCAGAAGAAGAUGUGAUGCCAGUAAUGGUCACCAUUUGUAUAGUGUGCUUCAUCGUAGGCUUAUUGGCCUUUCUCCUGGAUUUCGUAGAAAUAAAAUGUCUAGGCCAACAUCAAAUGUCCAUUAGUGUUUUCCUACACAUUUUGUCAGGCAUAUUUAUUAUAACUCUAAUGGUACUGUGUUGUUGGUGCUUCCUGAAGAUUAAGCGACGUGUCGGUGAGGGAGCAUGGAAGAGAUUCCAGUUAAAAGUUUCCCUAGGAGAGAGUUUUUAUGUCACUUUAAUGUGUUUAGGUCUGAUUAUCUUAUCUAUCAUACUAAGUUUGCGGUCAAUGAAAACCAAGUCAGAGAUAACAACGAUGCAAAGAGCAGCCUCUCCAAAAAAAUAAGUGAAAUAUAAAUCCCCCCCACAAUAUAUAAAUGAGCUCAGGUCCAACAUUCCUCGUUUCAUUAGCUUAUGUUUGUGAUGGGAGUAGGCAAAGUGCGGCCCUUAAAGUGUUGGACUGCAACCCACAUUAGCCCCAGUUCCAUAGCUAAUAGGAAUACUGGAAACUGCAAUGCAUCAGUUUCUGGAUGAUCACACUUUGCCUACCCCCGGGUUCAUGAAAAUGGAGCCAAAUAUUGCACCCAUUUGGUUUUCCUUUGUCCCCCAGCCCUGCAUAGAGAUCUUGGUUUGUUUAAAAUGGAUUUUCCAAUUAUAUUUUAAAUAAGCAACUCUGGUUUAACAUUAGUUGACUAAGCAGGACUUUAUGCCAAGAUUGCAAACCAGAACUAAACCAGACUUGUCCAUUUCAGAUAUAACAGGGAAUACUGGUUUAAAUGAAGGAUUGCCAUGCUAAACCCUGGCCUCCAUGGAGGAGGGAAGGGCAAGAGACGAGGGAAUGAUUCACAGACUCAAAGAUAUUUUACACCUACAUAAACAGGAUUAUGAAGCCAAGAAUGUUACAUCUGAAACAACCUACAGCAGGUGUGCAAAUAAACCUAGACAAGAAAUCAGUAAAAAGGAAGCAACAUCUACUCCAGUCCUUUCUCACCGCAGAGAUGUUUCAUUUGAAAAUACCAAUUCACAGAUGUAUAUAUUCCAGAUCCUGAAAGGAACUAAUAUAGCAGCAUAUAGAGUGAGUUGAGUGAUGGAGAAGGACCUACUAGUGUGUGUUUACACAAAUAAAGCCUAGAAUAGUAAUCUUUUCCCCCAUAAUCCGGAGUCAGUGAACAUCGCCAUCUUCCAACUGUCGCCAGAUAUAUAAGACUUUAAAACUUGGGGAAGCAGAAAAGAGUCCGAGUUUCUUUCCCCCAUGGCUGCCAUGCCACUUUUGCAAUAGCCCAUGUCAAGUAAAAUAAUGUCUGCUGCAUCAGGUGAAGAUGGUGAGGGGAAUCCAGACCUGCCUAAGCAAGGAAGAGCCGACUUGGACAGUGUUGCUUUCUUUUGCAAGUCAGAGAGGCCAGGUUAUAACUCACAUGCAGGCAAACAGUUUAAAGUGCAAUGCCAGUUUUAAAAGAAUAGAAAAACAGCUUUGGGCUGGGGAUAUAGAGUAGAAAUUCAGUGGCAGACCCAUAGAAUCACUCUCUACAGUAUUUAACUAGGUUAAUAAUAUGCUACAAUGAGCUGAGGGUUUCAGAAUCCAUAUUUCCCCUCCUAGCUAUUGAAGACCCAUGUGAGCUCACCUCUUUGCCCAGAAGACAUUUCUGCUGAACUGUGACAGUCUCUGGUACCCUUUCAGCUUUUGCCUAGCUGAGGUGACACUGCUUAUGUGCUAGUAAAUCCCACACAACCUGGAGGGCCAGAUCAUGUGGGUGGAUAGGUUACUUGAUGGAAAACCCAUAGAAUCACCCUCUACAGCAUCUAACUAGGUUAAUAAUAUGCUGCAAUGAGCUGUGUGGGAUCAACAGGCAGACACAUGACCCCCACAAAACUGGAGGAAGACCACCAGGGUAUCACAAGCCACCAUUUAAAGAAUUCGAAACCUGGUAUUCUUUGCAACCAGCUCUCCGGUUACGUACCAUUUAUAAACUGUUUGAUUUCUGUCUUGUGCUUAUGAGUUUCCACCUCAAAAUAAUCUCAUUGUCUCCUUUUUUCUAAAGCUGCAUUGUACAUUGAAAUGCAAGCUGCUGUUUAGUUCGGAGAAAUACAUGCAUACACCAGUGUCUCGUUUCUUCAGUAUAAAAUGGGGACAGCACUACCUUACUUACUCCAUGUGUUAAACUAUUAAAAAUUG